CCAACACAGCUAGACUGACCCAAAGCGCAUCCCGCAUCUCGCAGAUACAUUUGCCAAAGAGGAUUCAGUUCGAACUCAACAGGACCUUGCAGGACCUUUUGUGCGAAUCCAAGCAAACUAAAAACACACAGAAUAUAUAUAUAUAUAUAUAUAUAUAAUAUAAGAAGCGGAGCAAGCAUGAAGCUGGAGAGCAUCAGUGGUCCGCCCAAGUAUCUCAACGAGAACUUCUUCAAGGCGGCCCUCGAGGAUGGAUUGCGUGAUAUGCGCGUCGAUAUCAAGAAAAUCAUAUUUGCCGACUCCAGCGGCGGUGGCGGUGAGAAUUAUUGCAGCAAGAUCUAUCGGGCUCGGGCCCUGUAUCGGAGCAGCAAGCGUCAGCUGGAUGAGGAGCUGGCAUUGAUUGUGAAGAGCAUCGCCAUCACACCGGCCACACAAUUUCUGGAGGAGCUGGCCGUCUAUUUGCGUGAGAAGAUCUUCUAUUUUGAUGUCCUUGGCAAGCUGGAGGUGCUCAUUGGCGAUGGCUCCAAGUUUGGUGCCAAGUGCUUCUACACAACGCGUGAGCCCAUCCAGACAAUCGUAUUCGAUGACCUAACCCAAUACGGCUACAAGCUGGCCAAUCGCCAGAGCGGUCUCAACGAGGAGCACUGCGUCGUCAUCCUGCAGAAGUUGGGCAAAUUUCAUGCCAGCUCCAUGCUGCUCGCCCAGAAGGAGCCCAGUGUGCGGGAGCACUUCACCAGCGGCAUGCUGGACGAGAACUAUAUAAGGACCAAUGAGAGAUUCAUCAACUUUAUGACGCUCCAGCUGCGCACGCUGGCCAGCGUCGUGGAGAAGUGGCGUGGCUAUGAGAAGCUGGCGGAUAAGCUGCAUCGUCAUUGUGACAAUAUCAAGGAGAAUCUGGUGCUAACCGGUCGGCCGACACCGGGUGAAAUAACGGUGCUCAAUCAUGGCGAUCUGUGGGUCAAUAAUUUCAUGUACAAAUACGACGACGAGCAGCCCACCAAACCCAUCGAUGCCAUCUUCGUGGACUUUCAGAACAGUUUCUUUGGCAGUCCCGGCUGCGAUAUCAACUUCUUUCUGAACAGCAGCGUACAGCUGGACGUGCUGAUCCAUCGGCGAGAGUUCCUCAUCCGGACGUACUACGAUUCGCUGCGCGACAGCUUGGAGCGGAUGCAUUCGGAAGUUGUGCCGAGCUAUGCGGAUGUUCAGCACGAGAUAAGGUCACGUGAAUUGUAUGGCUUCUUCUCGUCGUAUGCGUUCCUGCCGAUGGUGACGAUGCGCAAAGAGGACUCGUAUGAUAUAAGCAUUGAGGCACUUACCGACCAGGAUUUCGCCAAGAAGAAGGUGCAGCUGAUGUUCUCAUCGAAUCCACGCACCACGGAUACCCUGCACUAUGCACUGCGACGGUUCGAUGAGCUCGGCAUCUUUGAUGAUUGAUGCUGAUGUUGAUGCUGCUUAAUUUAUAUUUAUAACUUGCAUGCUUGG
This is a messenger RNA of Drosophila grimshawi, 1479 nucleotides long. RefSeq lists its product as uncharacterized. The record is from RefSeq and is a predicted model, not a curated record. The transcript is spliced from 3 exons. The coding region runs from base 178 to 1431 and encodes 417 amino acids. Lineage: Eukaryota; Metazoa; Arthropoda; Insecta; Diptera; Drosophilidae.